Molecule: messenger RNA, 2382 nt
Organism: Aegilops tauschii subsp. strangulata
Lineage: Eukaryota; Viridiplantae; Streptophyta; Magnoliopsida; Poales; Poaceae
Source: RefSeq, a predicted model, not a curated record
AUGAAGUUUCCUCGGUUCAAUGGCGACGGGGUCUGCAUGUGGCUGGACAACUGCGAAGUUUAUUUUCAGCUCUAUCAGAUUCCGGACGGUUUCAAGCUCAUGUCAGCCUCGUUGCAUCUGCAAGGUAAUGCUGCUCAUUGGUACCAAGCAUGUAAGCACACUAACGCAUGUGCGGAUUGGCCACGGUUUGGAAAGGCGAUCCUACGAGAGUUUGACCUGAACAUGCACCGUAAUUGCUUGAGAGAAUUGUUGUUGCUUAAACAAGACGAGUCCGUCCAGCAGUAUCGCACUAGUUUAAACCAGUUGGUCUAUCAAGUCCGGUUAUAUGAUGCUGACAUUAGUGAGACUAUGCUAGUAACUCAAUUUGUGUUGGUCCUGAAAGAGGAAAUCCGAGCUGCCGUGGAAAUUCAGUUACCGCAGUCGGUGGUUCAUGCGGCUGAAUGUGCUCUGGUGCAGGAGGCCGUGUUGGAAUGGCAGAAGAUGCAGGCCCCUAAAUUUCAGAAACAGCCGAGUCAGAACAAAGUCAUAGCUCUCAGACAAGAAAAUUCAUCCCGUCCUCAAUUUGCAGCAGGAGAUUUGUGGCGAGCAAAACAACUCAAAGAAUUCAGGAGAGCAAAUGGCCAGUGUUACAGUUGUGGGGACAAAUACAAUCAGGGUCAUGUGUGUGCCAACAAACCACCCUUACAGCUCAAGGCAUUGGAAGCUCAGGAAAUUGACGGGAAACUUUCAGAUGAGGCGCUCAACGCCAUUUCCGCUGAAGAGGCAGUGGAGGAGGUAGCUGCUUACCUUUCUGUCAAUGCCAUAUCAGGUUCUGCCAACAGCAAAACAAUCAGGUUGAGGGCAUUAGUGGAGAACAAGGUCAUGUUACUGUUGGUGGACUCAGGGAGUUCUCACACAUUCAUAGACAGACAGCUAGCUGAGAAGCUCAAACACAAAGCAACUGUGCUAGACAAAUCCCUACAAGUCAAAGUUGUCAAUGGUGAUCAACUGCAGUGUGAGACUGAAUUGUCUGGUUUACAGUGGUGGAUUAGUGGACACACAUUUACAUCUGAUAUGGAGGUGAUUGACCUUGGAGGAUAUGAUGCCAUUUUAGGUAUGGACUGGCUGGCUCAAUGGGGAGCUAUGGUCUGCCACUGGGAAGAGAAAUGGUUACAGUUUGACAAACAGGGCCAACAAAUUAGAUUGCAAGGGAUUGUUGAGAAACAACAAACUGAGAUUCAAGCUAUUACUAUGGAGCAAAUGCUGAAGUGGGAAAAAGGAAAUAUAUAUGGGCCACUGCUGUUAUAUGUCCCACUCUGCAAACUGAAGAUCAUGUGUGUACCACUAGAUGUCAGACCUUAUAGAUAUAACCCACAGCAAAAAGAUGAAAUAGAAAAGCAAGUUAAUGAAAUGUUGGCUUCUGGUCUCAUCAAACCCAUGGUAGAUGAGUUGUUGGAUGAGAUUGCUGGAGCAAAGUGGUUUUCCAAAUUGGAUUUAAGAUCUGGAUACCACCAGAUAAGGAUGAUUGAGACUGAUGAGGAAAAAACUGCUUUCAAGACUCAUCAUGGAUACUCCAAAUACAGUCACUUCAUCCCUUUGAAGCAUCCAUACUCUGCUGCUAUAGUAGCUCAAGCAUUUAUGCAACAAGUGGUGAAGCUGCACAGCAUGCCCUUGACUAUAACAUCUGACGGAGACACAGUGUUUACUAGCCAUUUCUGGAAAGAGCUGCUGGCAAUAUGGGGCCCCAAAUUACAAAUGUCCACUGCCAGACACCCUCAAACAGAUGGGCAAACAGAAAGGGACAGACAAGCCCAUGCUGAACAUUUGAAACAUCAUCUUCAGAGAGCUCAGCAGAAGUUCAAAGCAGAUGCUGACAAGCACAGGACAAUGAGGGAGUUUGCAGUAGGGGAAUUUGUCUUCCUGAAAUUGCAGCCUUAUGGACAACUAUCCUUGAUCAACAGACCUUGUCCUAAACUGGCUUUCAAGUACUUUGGACCAUUUCAUAUUCUGGAGAAGUUUGGUCCAGCAGUCUACAAGUUGGCCCUUCCUCCUGAUACACAAAUUCAUCCAGUGUUUCACGUGUCUCAGUUGAAGCAACAAGUACCUGAUCACACUCCAGUUUUCCAAACAUUACCAAAGCUUCCAAGGCUGGAUAUUGAAGAGUUGACUCCAUCAGAAAUUUUGGACCGCCGUCUGGUAAAGCGAGGAAAUGCAGCGUUAUUACAAGUGUUGAUUCGCUGGUCUGAUUUGCCGGCUGACUUUGCAACUUGGGAGGAUUAUGUGGCACUUGAGAAGAGAUUUCCACAAGCCGCUGCUUGGGGACAAGCAGCUUCUCAAGGAGAGGGCACUGUCAUCUCCCCAACGUCAUCAGGCGAGAUAGGGCAGAACAGAGGAGCAGUUUAG